This is a messenger RNA of Anopheles arabiensis, 4055 nucleotides long. Its product is annotated as CD109 antigen-like. Gene Ontology annotation, molecular function: endopeptidase inhibitor activity. Gene Ontology annotation, cellular component: extracellular region. The record is from RefSeq and is a predicted model, not a curated record. NCBI's taxonomy places the organism in Eukaryota, Metazoa, Arthropoda, Insecta, Diptera, Culicidae. The transcript has 8 exons. The coding region runs from base 46 to 3918 and encodes 1290 amino acids.
GUCGUCAUCUCACGGUGUACCAGCAAACAUUAGCGCGUUUGCAAAAUGUGUUUCCGCGUAGCGAUUUAUUGCUUGCUUCUGGGCACUGCGACACAACGAGUACUGGCAGACGAAGGGGAUUACAUUUCCAUCUUCACCACCCGUUCAUGGGUAGAAAACGAAGAUGUAAGCAUCAUCCUAGCCAACAUGGACAACGCUCCGGGCACGUUCGAAAUAGAGAACAUUGGGAUGGAGCAAGGUGAUGUGCUAGUGUCCACUACCGUCGAUCCAAAGCACGUCCAGCUGUACGUAAUACCAUCGGAAUGGAGUGCCACCGGCGAGGAAGCGAUUCAAUUGGACAUCGUUACCUCAGCCGGACAGCCGGAAGAAGCGCGCCUUACCGGACAAAUCGAACGCACCGCGCAGCCGAAGGUUUUGAUUCAGCUGAACGACGUUUUUCAUACGCCGGGAGAUUUUUUGAAAUAUCGUGUCCUACUAACGGAUGGUCUCAACAAACCAUUGGGUAGAACUAAACGACCGUUCAACUUGACGAUAGUAUUGGAACAUGAUACACAACAAACGGUAGUGUCUCGCGAUGUACAGCUCUACCCGGGUGAGAUUUAUAGUGGCGAGCAUCUGUUUGUGGACGAUCGUGAUCUAGGCAACUGGACCGUGGCCGUUACGAUCGGUGAGCAGACGACGAGCAAGCAGUUUCAGGUGAUACUGUACUCUGCUCCAGUACACCAAAUCACGAUCGACACCGGGGAGUUGAUCACGCUACAGGAUACGGAGAUUGCGAUUACGAUCGAUGCUGUGUACAGUUUCGGAAAACCAAUUCAUGGUACGUUACAGAUUAAGGUUCAUAGUGAUGAGGAUCAUGUUGUGGAACGCACGUUUCCUAUUGCUGGCCGUAAGAUGGUACAAAUUCCCAUGCAAGAAGUGGUGGGUAAAGUGAGCUCAUCGGAAAUUAAAACAUUGAACAUCAAUGCAACAGUAACCACAACCAAUGGAUUAACACAGCGAACGUAUAAUCAAGCUCGAUCCAUUCCCAUGUACGCAUCGCCGUACAAGCUGGUGGUGGAAAGAACGGUUGGAUUUACCCCAGGCCAGAACGCGACCGUGUUUCUAAAGAUUCUACGAGCAAACGGAACACCAUUGAAUGGGCUUGAAGAUGACACGGAAAUGGUGUCCUUUACCACGGAUGAUUCCGGUGAAGUUUUCACAGCUAAUCUAGAGUACCGGAACAUGUCCGCCUCCAUCACCCUGGAACCAGCGUACAGUCCACAGCUGUACGUGCGCAUUCUACAACCUAAACAGUACCGCAAACGAGAUGCUUUUAAGCUAGCGAUCGUUGCGUCAUAUGCGAUGGACGGUGUACUGACGAUCAUCCGGAAGCAUAAUGGGGAAAACGUUCCCCACUACAUUGAGUGUAAUAUGCAGAAUUAUCAAGAGCUUUUCGUCCCGACCGUUCGACUUCAGGAUGUGAAGCGUGUGUAUGUGUUUGCACGGUUUGAGGGAACGUUAAUGCAAGCUUCAGCCUCCUACAAGGAACCAGCGCUAUCGGAGAAGGUGCAUAUAUCAGUGGAUGAGAGAAGCAUUAAAGUGUUCUCCAAUGAGGACGCAUCUCGAGUCGGUAUAGCGGUUUACGAAGGAUCGCUUGAUACAGCUCAGCUGAAGAACAUCUACACUCGGGCUAUGUUCAAUGGAACGACCUAUCCCAAGAUCGAAGAGAUCUUUCCGCUUUCCAUCAAUGACUUGAUAGUUUCUCCUUUACCGGAGCAAGGAGAAGUUGAUAAGCAACAAAAUCCAAAGUCCAUCAAUCGUUUACUUCUGUGGGAGGAAGGCACUAUAAGUAAUAGUCAGGCAGUUUUUCAGUUUGUUCCUCCCCCUCAUAUAAAUCAGAUGAUCGUAACUGCGUUUGUAUUUAGUCCCACCGGAGGACUCGGUAUUGCGGAACCGAUCCAAUGGCAACGCCAGCAAGACAUUGAGAUCUACCUUCAUAUUCCGUACUCGGCAAAGAAGCUGGAACCAGUAACGGUGGAUGUCUACAUCGUUAAUAAUCGCAACGAAAAGGUGGACUUUGUGCUGGUGGAGUUGUUGAACUACGCCAACGAGUUCCAUUUCCUCAACAACUCGGGUCGCAUAGAUGCUACCAAGAAAACCGUGUACGGGCGCCUUCGGCCAAACGAAGUUCAGCGCACCGAGUUCCUUAUACGGCCCAAAAAGCUAGGCUCUAUCACACUGAAAGCGAACGCCUAUACCGAAAGCAAUUUGUUCGCUCGGGCCGAAACCAUACUCCGCACCAUUCCCGAGAGCGUACGGCGGACGGAUAGUAUCGUGCGGCUGUUCAAUGUGGACAAUUCCAGCCAACAGCUGGACGACAUCAAGCUACCGAUUCCACGCACAGUCGACCCGGGGACGGAGAAGAUAACCUUCACACUGGAUCGUCAACAGACCGAAAUGGCUUCCCUGACGGCAAGCAUGCUGCUGGACAAGCUCAUCCAAACGGAUCCGCUUACGAUGGCGAUGAGGGCAGCACUGACGCUGGAGGUACUCGCAUUGGGCGGAUUGCAGUGGAACGAACGCAAAGCGCUGGCAGAGAGGCAGACGAACGAAUCGAUCACCAAGAUCAUGGCCUACAAGAAUGUCGAUGGAUCGUUCACGAUACCUGAUCAUCAUACGCCUUCGUCGGCUUGCUGGGACACGGUUAUAGCCUUACAAGCUCUAACCUUCGCCAAUGAUCGUCUCGCCAGUGCAUCUCUUGCAGAAACCAUUUUAAAAACGCUCCAGUGGAUCAAGAGCAAACAAGCGCCUGAUGGACAUUUUUGCACGGAUGAUGGUGAACAGAGCGAGCUGGAACGAGUAGACAAAACGGCACACGUGCUGUUGUUGCUCUUGCACAUGAAAAAUGACAUAAUGCGCCACGUGUCAGCAAUUGACAGUGCAAGAAAUUAUCUGCUCUCAAGCACCUCCACGCUACAAAGCUCGUACCAUCUUGCGCUGGUGGGACACGUGCUUCAACUUUCCCUCGAACGUCCCACGGGAACAGAAGAUCGCACCAUGAUCAACCGGCAAGCGUCUCACAUUUUGAUCGGAAUUUUGCAAGCAAGGCAACAAAGUGCUUCCGGUUCGAAGGUGUGGUUUAACAAGCCCAGUUCUACGCCGGACCUAGAAGCGACGGCAUACGCUCUGAUGCUAAUGACUUCCAAAAAGUUCCUAUAUGAUGCCGGCCCGAUAGUGAACUGGAUGAAGGAGCAACCGUACCGACGGGUGGUGAAUGCUUCCAUUACACCCAAUUCGCACAUCGCUCUGCGGGCACUGAUCGAUUAUGCCAAGCGUACAACCUUUCUCGAAAAGCGUUACAUUGCGAAGGUGACGGCAAAAGACAGGACCGGUGUGAUAGCACGACACGAACUGACACACCGUGAUGGUGGAAGUCAGGUUUGGCUUCUACCUUCAAGCACACGCACGGUAAGCUUCACUAUUGAAGGGACGAUUUCGGGAGCGUUACGCAUACACUACAGCUACAUGGAGAGUGUUACGCUGCAAGGGAAAAAGUUCGACAUUGACGUGCUGCGAUAUGGCACCUCAAACGAGGACUAUACCGAUUGGCGCGUGUGUCUCCGCUUCCUGCCGAAAGGGUUCUACGAGAAGACGCGUAUGGUAACGUGCGAGAUCGCAUUCCCGACCGGGUACAUUGCGCUGGACGACAGUGUGGAUGAGCUGAAUCAGCUCGAUGGUGUGGUUGCCACCGUUUUAAGAAAUGACGAAACGCAACUCUCGAUAACCUUUGAAGAGAUUGGCGUCCAGCAGACAUGCUUCAACGUGAGCGGUUUCAGACAGAAUAUCGAAACUCGGCAACUGCCCGGCACGAUCAAGGUGUUUGAUAUAACCGAUGAGUCGAACGUUGCCUUCAAGCAAUUGGACACAAAGACCUGAUGGAGUGACCCCAACGCAAAACAAACAUUUGGAACGAAAUGAAAAACUUUGGAGAGUUUUUUCUGUUUAAAAGAUGAUCCAAAAUCGAGAAAAUAUUGGGAUGAAAAUAAACUACACUCUAUUAGUCUUAUUCUAAA